Molecule: messenger RNA, 585 nt
Organism: Eimeria mitis
Lineage: Eukaryota; Apicomplexa; Conoidasida; Eucoccidiorida; Eimeriidae
Exons: 3
Coding region: 1-585 (194 amino acids)
Source: RefSeq, a predicted model, not a curated record
AUGGGCUUGGAGUUCUGUAUGCGUGUUGUUCACUGUCCCUCCUGCGAGGCCUUCACUGUCGCCCCGCUGGGGAGUGCAUCCCUCAAGCCGCAACAGCGUGGGGGGGGGGGGGGGGGGGGGUGUGUGCAGGUUGUUCACUGUCCCUCCUGCGAGGCCUUCACUGUCGCCCCCCUGGGGAGUGCUUCCCUCAAGCCGCAACAGCGUGGGGGGGGCAAAAAAGCAGCACAGACUAAGCAGCAACAGCAGCAGCAGCAGCAGCAGCCGCAGCAGCAGCAGUGUGUGGGGUCUGUUGCUGAGGAGGGGAGCGCGGACGCUGCUGCUGGUGGGGAUUCUAGCAGCAGCAUCACCAACGGCAGCAACGACAGCAGCAACAGCUGCAGCAGCAGCAGCAACAGCAGCAGUAACCAGUGCAGCAGCGGGUGGGAAGACAGCUUGCCAGCUGGGGGCGGCAAAAUGCGGUUCAGAGCAGCCGCUGUCCCUGAGGGUGUGGGGCCCCAGUGCAGCGAGUGCGGCGGCCGCUGCUUAAUAGGGGGCCCCCUAUACAGUGGAAGAUACUACGACCCAGUGAGGCAAUACUCUUCUUAG